Molecule: messenger RNA, 1488 nt
Organism: Podospora anserina S mat+
Lineage: Eukaryota; Fungi; Ascomycota; Sordariomycetes; Sordariales; Podosporaceae
Exons: 2
Coding region: 1-1488 (495 amino acids)
Source: RefSeq, a predicted model, not a curated record
AUGGCCUCCCUCACGCUCGCGUUACUGCUUGCCCUCUUCGCCCUCCUCACCUCUGCCGACCCUUCGGUACCCACACAAAACACCCAGUUCUGCAACUUUGGGCACCCCACCGGACAUGCCGAUUUCUGCUUUGGUCUGUCGGUGAAAAAUCACUCGAGCCCGAAGCCAAAUCACGACUUUCACAAGGAUUUUCACGUCAGCUUAUCGAUCCGCCGAUCGGGGAAGCUAGGGUGGACGGCUGUUGGGACGGGGCCGACGAUGGCGGGGUCGGUGAUGGUUGUUGUUUACGGGGAUCCGGGGAGGGGAAGGCCGGCGGUUAGUGUCAGGAGUGUGGAUGGGCAUCACCUGCCCGGGACUAUUGAUCAUCAGGGUGUCGAUGGGGAGGUGAAAGGGGAGUGGGAGGGGGUUGAACAAGGGGGGGUGGUGAGGGUGAUGAGGGCGGAGUGGGUUCUUUUGGGUGGGGGAAAGGAAGGGAGACAUGAUGAUGAGAUGGAGGAAUGGGAAAAGCCGGACGGGCCAGCGACGCAUGCCGCACGGGUGGAGGUUGUUUGUGAGAAGUGCGAUACUUUUGGGAGUGUGCAGAGCUGGGGUAGUGGGGGAACAGGGGGGAGUAUGCCGUGGAUUUGGGCUUGGAAUGAUCAUCAGGAUUUUGAACAUGAUGGGGACGGGUUUGAGGUUGGGGCGAAAUUGAAGAUGCAUAGGCAUCGUGAGGGGAGUGGGGGGUUUGGGAGGUUUUGGGUUGAUAUGCGGAGGGCUGCUCUUGAGGGAGGGAGACAUGAGGUUUGGUCGUUGGCGAAGAUUCAUGGGGUGGUGAUGGCGGUGGGGUUUUUGGGGUUGUUCCCGUUGGGGUUGGUGAUGAUCAGGAUGAAUAGUGGGAAGGGGAGGCCGUUUAAGAGGCAUUGGAGGGUGCAGGUUUUGGCCACGACGGUUGCGGUUGUUGGGGCGAUGAUUGGAGGACGGUUGUCAAAGUGGCAUAUGCCAAAGACAUCACAUCAGUGGUUGGGGGUGGGCAUUGUGGUAGGGUUGGUUGUGCAGAGUGUUUUGGGGUGGAGGCACCAUGUUGACUUUGUGAGGAUCAAGAGACGGACGUGGAUUUCUCACGGGCAUAUCUGGCUGGGGAGGUUUUUGGUUGCUGGGGGGUUGGUGAAUGUGGUUUUGGGCAUGUUGUUGGCUGGCAAGGGUGCAGGGUCGGUUUGGUUGGUCGUCGCGGUGGGAGUGUUGGAGGCGGCUGGGUUGGGCUACUGGCUAUGGAGGGCUGAGAGGCAGAGGAAGCAGGCUGCUGGUGCGGGGGAGGAUGGGACGGAGGCUUUGGCUUUGAUGCCGAGGAGUAGCGAUGGAGGGGAGAAUUAUUUUGCAUUGGAUGAGAGCGAAGAGGAAAGCUCGGAUGAGGGUGAGGAUGGCAAGAUGUCGGAUGAGGAGUCAUUGCGGAAGAGAUCAGUGGACUCAGCAACUUCGGUGAAGAAGAGUUUGGCGGCAACGAAGGACUAA